Oppiella nova is the source of this 1029-nucleotide messenger RNA. The record is from the annotation of a GenBank genome assembly. NCBI's taxonomy places the organism in Eukaryota, Metazoa, Arthropoda, Arachnida, Sarcoptiformes, Oppiidae.
AUGGUUCGCCUUCUCGCCGACGAUUUAAUGCUCUUGAGGGGAAAGACUGUCUCCAGUAAUGAUUAUUUGAUUAUAGACGUGGAGAAUCUGAGUGCCGAACCGGACUAUAGAGCAGUUAGGCUGAAGUGGAACUACUAUAAUGAACACAACCACGGGCUGACCGGCUUUAAAGUGAAAUUCUGUGAGAUAUCCGCCUGGAAUUCAAAGAUACGAUGCCGGGAGCGACAGCUCCGACUACUGUCUCCUCAGAGCCGCAAACUGUCGUCGCAUACGGCGCCCGACGACAGCCUACACGCCAUCCCUGGCCUCGACAACGACUCCAUAGUGGAUAAACUGAUUCGUCUGAACCGCAACUCAUACGAGGCCUCUAUCUAUGACCUAAGAAUGCUAACCAACUAUACGUUCAGUGUUAAGGCCGACUUCGAUAUGGCGGUCUCGCCCUACCAUCCCGUGUACGGCAAGAAUCCCGACCCCUUCAGACCGUACGCCGCCGGCGACGGCGAAGACUUUUAUCGCAACGGUGAAGGCUUUGACUCCGGUGUUGUCUCGGCCAAAACGAGUCGGUGUUUAGCGAACACAUCGGAUGUUGUGGUGCAAACCGGGCCCUACUUCAGCGGUAAGAUCACCGUCGAGUACGCCAACGACCAACGGUGCUCAGUGUAUGGCAACCGGACUAGUAUGCAGUCGGUGUACACCCUAACCAUCCUUCAUGAUGUGUGCGGAAGCAAAAUCAUUAAUAACUCGCGCAUAGAGACCAUGGUAAUGGUGCACGAGAACAGGGAGAUACUGACCCACAAUUCGCGCCGAUUCCUCGUGGUCUGCAACUUCGUACCCGAGACAUACACUCUGACGGCGUCGGUAGCCGUGCCCACACACCUACUCAAGCGCAAGCAUAAGACGGACGACUCGCACCAUCACACGUACCACAAGAAUCACUCCAUCGAAAGCAAUGUCAUACCGGUGUCCAAACCCAACGUCGACCCCAAUAACGAGAAUAACAAUAUCAUCGAUAAGAGCAAUGAUAUCUUC